CCCACAUUUGUAAAUCCGGCCCUGACUGUAAUGCUUUCUAAAUGCAGGGAAGAGUUGCUGAAACAUUGCGAUACCAAGAGACAUUUAAAUAAAGUGGAAAAAAUUCGAAUCAGUGGCAGCGAAAGUGAUUCUUCGUCGAGUGUGACAAGCAACACAAUGUCAGAAAAAACAAACACCGAUAAGUCUGAUCAAUCUGAACAAGCAUCUGGUGAUGUUGAUGAUGAGGAUGAUGAUGACAAUGAUGAGAAAGAUGACCAUGAUUAUAAGCAGAAUGAGGACGGGAGAUACGCUUGUUCAGAAUGUGGUCGUACAUUUAAUCGGCAAUGCAAAUUGAAGAACCAUAAGGCGACCCAUGACAAGAAUUACGACGGAAAACAAUCCGAUGAGGAAUCCAGCAUGCCAGCCUUCAGCUCCGACGAUUCAGCCUCCGAUCAAGAAGGUGAAAACGAACUGGAAGAAAAACAGGAACAGGAACAAGAAGGAAAGCUUGAACCGGAACUGACACAAGGAGAGGAACAAGAACAGACAAAUGGACAAGAACAGCAGGUGAAGCAAGAACAAAAACAGACAAAGGAGCAGAAGCAUAAGAAGAAAACAGAAUAUCGGUGCGAUAAAUGUAAUAUAGUAUACUCGAAUAAGUCGAAAUUAAAUAGUCACAUGAAAAAUCACAGAUCAAACAGGAGUGUCAAGAAAUCGACAAAGACUACAUUCAUGCAGACAAAGGACCAGGACCUGAAGCAACUGACAAACAAUCAUUGCGAUAUAUGCAAUAAAACUUAUGCGACUAGGGGCAAAUACAUCAGUCACGUGAAAUAUCACAGAUUAAAAGACGAACCUAAACAGCAAGAAUAUCCAUGUGAAGAAUGCGAUAAUGUAUUUUCGAUGUAUAGGGAUCUAUACAAUCACAAGAAAUAUCACAAAGCAAUGCAGCGUCUCAAACCGACCGCCAAUACCGAGGCGAAUUCAGACAAACCAAUCGAAGCUAACUCCAAUGAGCAAAAUGUGACAACCUCCAACCUAUCAGUUGGCGUCGAAACACGUGCUGCUAACGAAACUCAACCAUUCCAGUGCGAUUUUUGUCCUAAAUCAUUCGCAACUGCGAAAAUACUGCUGCGCCACAGAAGGAUCAUACAUGGUCCCAAGAAUCAUAAAUGUGACGUUUGCGACGUACAGUAUACUCUACGUGCAGGUAUGACACAGCAUGUGUACAGCAAAAAACAUUUGAAAAAUUUAAAACAGAAAUGGAUAGAUGAAAACAAGUCGUCCUCGAAUGAAAAUGAGCCCGACAAAAGUGGAAAAAAUAUCAAGAAUAUAAAAGACUCCGAUUUAUUGAAAAAUGAUGCAAUUUUUACUAAGUAUAAACACUCGCGACGGACGAAAAACUACAACAAACAAAGCAAGUGCGAUGAAUGUGAUAAGGUGUUUCCAAAUGUGUGGAGCUUAUCUAAUCACAAGAAAUAUCAUAGACCAAUGAGACUUGAGUGUCACAUAUGUGGAAGACCCUGCUACAGCAAUGCUGUACUGAGAAAACAUCUCAGAACACAUCAAUCACCUGAAGAACGCCAGCGUGCGAAACCACCGAGCGAUGGGAAACCUCUUCCGAGACCUUUCAAGUGCGAAUUUUGUCCAAAUACGUACGUGACGCAUGCUGCCCUUUGGACUCACACUCAAGUGAAGCAUAAGAACAAUACUUACGAAUGCGAAAUAUGCGGGUAUCAAUUUCCUUUGAGAGAGCUUCUUAAUAGGCACAUGAAGACUCAUACAGCACGUGAACACACCAAGGAGGACUUCCAGGUGUUGAGGAAGCUGGCACCCAAAAAAGACAAAGUAACGAAUCGAAAGAACAAUAAUGCUGAUGGAACGAAGAAGAAUGAAUCAGGUAGUAAAAACAGAAAAACAAACAAACCAACUAACGUGGGAACAAAAAAAUGUGCGAAGCCUUCUACUGAACUGCCUUUUCCAUGCGAUAUAUGCGAGCAAUCUUUCGAAACACUAGUACUGCUAUAUCGUCACAAACGGUACCUACACAAACCGAAACGGUUCAAAUGCCCCGUUUGCGAUAAGUGUUUCGCUUACAGAAAACAAAGAAAUAUGCACAUGAGGGGCCACGACAAGUUGCAAUCGGAUACUAUCAAAGAUUUUGAGUGUGAUGAAUGCCACAAAAUCUAUCCCACGUGGAAGGCCUUGUACGCGCACGUAACCAUUGGGCAUAUCAAGCGGAAAUCUCUUAGCGAAGAACGAACCGUUCCCUGUCCGAAAUGCAACAAAAUGUUCCAAACGCAGACGCAGAAAGAUUUGCACUUUAGAGUUGUUCAUGCAUCGGUGGAAUACAAGUGUCACAUUUGUGAUAUAGUGUUUCCGAUACGUGUGAAGCUUUGGGAGCAUAUGACCCACAGGCAUGAAAACCAACCAACCAUCAGUAGUGCUUCCAAGCCCGAUGAAUCCGUUGGAAGUGUAGAACAAUCUGGCCAGAAAGAUGUCGACAGAGACGAUCAACCUACUGAAAGCGAGACAGCCCAGAAAGCGGGAGGUCGGAAGCAACCUCAGAGAAAUGUGAAAACUAGGAGCGACGCAAAACGAAGAAGAGAGUGACGCACUUAUUUUAAUAUUUGCUACGUGAAUAUAAUUCAGGAAUUAUUUAUGCUGGCAAAUCAAAAAUACACGUGGUGUCUGUACCUUGAUCAGUACCUAUAUGAAACAAAAUAAAUACCAGAAUAAAAAUGCGUAAUUUGAAGUUUCGUUCAAA
Messenger RNA from Aedes albopictus (Asian tiger mosquito), 2746 nucleotides. RefSeq names its product zinc finger protein 62 homolog. Gene Ontology annotation, molecular function: zinc ion binding; chromatin insulator sequence binding. The record is from RefSeq and is a predicted model, not a curated record. Lineage: Eukaryota; Metazoa; Arthropoda; Insecta; Diptera; Culicidae. Bases 31 to 2592 code for a protein of 853 amino acids. Gene Ontology annotation, biological process: regulation of transcription by RNA polymerase II. Gene Ontology annotation, cellular component: chromosome. The transcript is spliced from 7 exons.